This is a messenger RNA of Paramecium octaurelia, 984 nucleotides long. NCBI's taxonomy places the organism in Eukaryota, Ciliophora, Oligohymenophorea, Peniculida, Parameciidae. The record is from the annotation of a GenBank genome assembly.
AAAAAAUGCAACCUCCUGAAGAAGUAUCCAUUUCAUUCAUCACUAGAAACCAAAAGAGGAAGGAGAGGAAAAGCCAAAAGAAGAAUAGUAACAAUAGUAACAAACCCAACAGUAGUAAAAGCCUCCUGCCAAGAAUUACUUAGACUUAUCCAAUAAGCCAAUUCCUCCAAAUGCAAUAGUCAUUAAUUUUGAAGUGUGCAUCAAUUGCUAAAAAUCACAUUCGUUUUGUACACAACACGACGAACUUCGAUAUGCUAAAUUAUAUCAUGAAUUUAAGGAAGGUAACAUAAGUUAUUAUUUAAUACUAUAGCUGUUGAAGCUGCAAUUCCGAAUUCAUUCUGUGUAGUUAAUCAUUCAAUUUAGAAACCUUCCAUUGGAGCAUUUGAAAUAACUCAUUAAAGUAAUGCAUUAAUUUCUAAAGUAGACAAGAUAAUCUAUUCUAAAAAGAAUUCUGGUUUGUUUCCUUGUGUUGCACCUACAGUGGAGAGAAUUAAGAGAUUUCUUGAUGAUCUCUAAAAUGGCAAAGAUGUCAAGGGUUAUGCCACAACCAAAGAGAAGAAGCAAGAAAAACCAAUUGAAAAGAAAUCAAAACCAACCUUUUAAGCUUACAUAAGAAUGAAAGAAGAGGAAUUUGCCAGACAGGAAGCAAUUAGAGAAGAAAAUGAAAGAAAGAGAAAGGAAUAAGAAGAGAAGGAGGAGAAAGAAAGACAAGAGAGGGAGAGAAUAGAAGCAGAGAAUAAAAGAAUUGCAGAAGAGGAAGCUGCAAAGAAAGCAGAAGAGGAGAGAUUGAAAAAAGAAGAAGAAGAUAAAAUUAAAGCUGAAGAAGAAAAAAAGAAGGCUGAGGAAGCUGCAAACAACCCCUAAAACUAAGAAGGUGGUGAAAAACCUCAAGAACAAGCCUAAGGUGAGAAACCAGGUGAAAAGCCAGCUGAGAAACCUGCUGAGAAACCAGCUUAAUGAAAUUAUUAAAAUAGAUAAAUAAGC